Messenger RNA from Ostrinia furnacalis (Asian corn borer), 1670 nucleotides. RefSeq lists its product as uncharacterized. The record is from RefSeq and is a predicted model, not a curated record. The coding region runs from base 118 to 1149 and encodes 343 amino acids. The transcript is spliced from 7 exons. NCBI's taxonomy places the organism in Eukaryota, Metazoa, Arthropoda, Insecta, Lepidoptera, Crambidae.
UAUAUUACUUUACAUACGGCAUGAUGUAGUCAGCAUAUUUAUGUUAAUUUCUAAUUUUUUAUUAUGAAAGUGUGAAAUUCAAGUGUUUGUGUUGGAUUAGUGUGCAGCUGUUAAAAUAUGUACACAUACGGCGCUGGCUCAUCCUCAGACCGGCCUUACCAUGGGUUUCCCUACCUGAACUCCGUGGUGAACGAUGUGCCCACCAUUGAUGCAGAGACAUCAGCUCGAUGGAACAAGCUACCAAGGAGAGCUGAUGUCCUGUCCGGGGGAGAGACACAGCCUGGAGGGAGCGAUGGGAGUGGACAGACAAACACAGUCGAGGGAGAGGAGACACCAGAACCUACCUCAGAGGAACUGGCGAAGGUAGACUAUGACGCGAAUCCGGUGGUCUACAUCGAUGUUCCUGAGAGCAGCGGGAGUCAGGUGACUGAACAGAGAAGGCCACCGGUGGAAGAAUCUUUUGUGCAGCAAACCAUCUUCUACGACCAGUUCAAGGAUCAGGUGGUGACAGUGCCAGAGCCUGGCAGCAGCUCCAGUAGCACUUCUAGUGGAAGCACCAGUCGACCUGUCAGAAGAGCACCACCUAUCACUUUGAACCUUGGCUCUCCUGAGAGUGGAUUUUCCUCACAAGGAAACACUCCAGGAGCGCCGGCCAUCAUGGCCAAAGAAGUAGGCAUAUACGGGAGAUACCAGACUGACUCGCUCUACGGGCAGGCAAGGCCUGAAGUCCGGGAGUUUCCGAAUCCUCCUCCAGCGUAUACGGAGAUUGAUACACUGUCUGCUUCGACGCCUUCUGCUGCCACAACUACGCAGACGCCUCCAACUAGUAGUCCAGUUUCAACGGCAGAGGAGGCCCCGGAACAGCCAAGGACUCAAGUGAUUGUGCCUCUUGCACAAGAGACGAAAAAUCCUACUAUGGUAUACUGCAAGCACUGUGACGUCACUGCUCCAAGCUUCAGCAUCAUGCAGGUCGGCUUCGCUACUCAUAUGCUGGCACUUACGUUAAUUUUGUUCGCACUAUUCCCUUUGCUGAUUCUCCUGUACUGCUUCGAUUAUUUCCGAUAUAGAAACCAUUACUGCAAAUUCUGCAACAAACUGGUGGCGUAUGAAAUACCCUUCCUGUGCAAAGGAUUAACGUACAACGAUUGAUAUCAUGGAGUCUGUCAAAUUGACAGCGCGGGAAAAAUAAAGUUUUCUGAUUCUGCCAGUAGAGGCGCCACCAGCGUAUAUGUGGUCUUUGUGAUAGUGUGAGAGACAAUUAAAUGUUAUAAUUUGAGACUAAAUGAUAGUUUACUGACUAUUAUUUAGCUAACACCACAUCAGGCUAAAACCUAUGUAUGUCUUACGUAUUUGUCAUAAGUAAAUGACUUUUAAUUGAAAAACAGGCUGACAAAAGUGGAUGUUUUUUGUGUUACUUCUUUCUUCUCAGCACUGACCCAUAAUUAUUGUAACAAAACAGUAGUAGGAUUAUUAUUUUAUAAGUUUUUGGAACGUGUAAAUGUCAAUUAAAAAGGAUAGAAUAAUUUGUAUGUUUUUUUAGAUUAGGAAAAGGAGCCAUACCAUAGGGCGGCUGAAAUGAUAAUGGUGAUGAUUUUUUAGAAUUCAUUCGGGCCUUAUACAAUCUUUUACUACUGUUUGAAGGGCAGAAUAAUUGUAAUUACUUACAUGUU